Nothobranchius furzeri (turquoise killifish) is the source of this 2736-nucleotide messenger RNA. RefSeq names its product Fas (TNFRSF6) associated factor 1 (gene faf1). The record is from RefSeq and is a predicted model, not a curated record. Gene Ontology annotation, cellular component: endoplasmic reticulum; nucleus. Lineage: Eukaryota; Metazoa; Chordata; Actinopteri; Cyprinodontiformes; Nothobranchiidae. Gene Ontology annotation, molecular function: NF-kappaB binding; ubiquitin binding.
CGAACCCACUUUACGUCAGCCGUAAAGCAAUGGGCUAGCUGACAAAUGAUGAUAUGAGAUAACUGUGAACUGUAACAUCACUUCACCGAACUUUGAGUACUUGGAGUGGUUAAAUCUCCAUUUCACUUGAACAUCUCGUACUUGCCAACAUUUCCCAGGCCGCCGGCUGAGAGCAGACAGUUUUAUUUGUGUCCAGUUUCCUUCUGUGAGGCGGCGGAGAGGAAUCGCUUUUAGCCAGUCAUUGCCAUGGCCUCCGACAACGUCGACAGCAACAUGGACAGAGAAAUGAUUCUGGCCGACUUUCAGGCUUGCACUGGAAUUGACAACAUUGCUGAGGCAAUCACUCUCUUAGAGCUUAAUAACUGGGACUUAGUGGCAGCCAUCAAUGGUGUGAUACCCCAGGAGAAUGGGAUCUUGCAAAGCAGCUUUCCCAGUGAGGCAAGCCAGGCCACCAUUUUCGGACCCCCCAGCCAGUCAGAAGCAGCCGACGCAGAUGCCGGAACGGCUGUUCCUCCUCCAUCUUCAUCGUCUUCAUCCUCCUCUCCUCAGUCGUCCUCGACAUCAGCGUUCUGCCCAAUCAGCCCCUCCUCCCGGCACAUUGUAGAGCGCCAGUCACGGAUGCUAAACUUCAGGGUGGAGUACAGACAACGCACUGUGGAGCUUGUGAUUGAGGACAACAGCACAAUUAGAGGAAUCAAAGACCUCCUGCAGACAGAGCUCGGCAUUCCAGCUUCUAAAAUGCAGCUGAAGGGAUGGAAGAGUGGAGACGUCUCUGAUAGUACCGUGCUGAGAACCUUACACCUGCCCAAGAACAACAGCCUGUAUGUCCUGACCCCAGACAUCGCACCGACUGCCAGCACCAGCCAAAACAGUGCUCUCCAAGAGUCACUAAACCAGAACUUCCUGCUGAUCGUCAGCCACCGCGAGGCCCAGAGGGACUACAACCUCAACUUUCCUGGCUCCAGAACCAUCCAGGAGGUGAAGAGGAACAUUUCAGACUUGACGAACAUCCCAGUCCGGCAUCAGCAGUGGGAGGGAUGGCCUGCAUCAGCAUCUGAUGAUUCUAUGACGCUAGCUCUCUCUGGGAUCAGCUAUCCAUGUCACCAUCUCAGUGUUUGUCGAAGAUCCUCGCCAGCCAAUGCCCAGGAACCCACAGAAGAGUGUGCAGAUGUCCAUAUGAUCAGUGACAGCGAGGGGGACGAGUAUGAGGAUGCCACAGAAUUUGGCGUGGAUGAUUCAGAGAUGUUCGGAAUGAGCUCAUCAGGCUGUCGGAAGUCCCCUAUGAUGCCAGAGAAUAGUGAAAAUGAAGCGGAGGCCUUACUUCACUUUACUGCUGAAUUUUCCUCAAGGUAUGGAGAGUCUCACCCAAUGUUCUUUAUCGGGUCUUUGGAGGCAGCAUCUCAAGAGGCCUUCUAUGGCAAAGCUAGAGAUAGAAAGCUGCUGGCUAUCUACCUCCACAAUGAUGACAGUGUUCUCAGCAACGUCUUUUGUUCCCAAAUGAUGUGCACCGACUCGAUCGUCUCCUACCUGAGCCAGAACUUUAUCACGUGGGCCUGGGAUGUAACAAAAGAAACCAACAAAGCCAGACUUCUCACCAUGUGCACGAGGCAUUUUGGCAGUGUAGUAACACAAACUAUACGGACAUACAAAACAGACCAGUUCCCCCUGCUGCUUAUAGUUAUGGGCAAACGCACAUCCAAUGAAGUUCUAAAUGUCAUUCAAGGUAAUACGACAGUGGACGAGCUGAUGAUGAGGUUAAUGGGAGCCAUGGAGAUUUUCACAGCACAGCAACAAGAAGACAUCAAAGACGAGGAUGAGCGCGAGGCGAGGGAGACGGUGAAGAGGGAACAGGAUGAAGCCUAUCGUUUGUCUUUAGAGGCUGACCGUAAAAAGAGAGAAGCCCAAGAAAGAGAGGAAGCCGAGCAAGUACGUCUGGAGCAGAUGAGAAAGGAGCAGGAGGAGGAGAAGGAGGCAAUCCGCUUGUCGUUGGAGCAGGCUUUACCUGCAGAGCCAAACGGAGAUCCAGGGGAACAAAUCAGCAAACUAAGAAUCCGAACACCGAGUGGCGAGUUUUUGGAAAGGCGCUUCCUGGGCAGCUGUAAGCUCCAGGUCCUUUUUGACUUUGUGGCCUCCAAGGGAUACCCCUAUGAUGGAUUCAAGCUCCUCACCACCUUCCCUCGUAGAAAUAUCACCCAGCUGGAUCCGGGGUCGACCCUGCUGGAGGCCAAGUUGUUUCCUCAGGAGACGCUCUUCCUGGAAGCUAAAGAAUAGGAACUGAUGCUCCGAUAGCCGAGAGAACCCACUGACUUGAUUGAUGAACAGGCUGGACACACACGCACUAGCCACCAAGCAUGGCCCCCUCCCCACAAUUUGGGCCUACACACACACACACACACACACACACACACUGGCAUGCACACACACACUGGCAUGCACAUCCAGUGACACAGAAGCACGAGUGGGCUUCUCCAACCUCGGCCUGUAGGUGAAACAUCGGAGGUGCUGCACAGAUAAGAGGAGAAAAGACAAGCACACAGCCAAACAUACUCACCAUCCUGAGCAUCUUCCCCUCUUUCUCAGCUCUUCACACGUUUCCAGUCUGUUGUGUCAGGGUUCUCUCUCACAACACACACACACACACACACACAGAGAGAACAAUAACAGCAUCGAGAGACGGACUAGACAAAUCUUUGUCGCAGAAAAGAAAAAAAAUCAAUAAAAAAAAUCAAGGACUUC